Messenger RNA from Xyrichtys novacula (pearly razorfish), 12597 nucleotides. Lineage: Eukaryota; Metazoa; Chordata; Actinopteri; Labriformes; Labridae. The record is from the annotation of a GenBank genome assembly.
GAAUUGCUUAUAGCAUCCAUUGCAAGAAUCAGUCUGAACAGAAGCAGUCAGUCAGUGUGCAGCCACGGCGGGUUCAACCACUCUUUUAACCGAUUUUAAAGCUCUUUUAUCUCUCGUUUUGUGUGCAUAGCUAGCUGUCAACCAUGCCAUCCAGGACUUCCCUGUUUUUGCCAGAGGAUGUCAGGAAAAGGUACGUUAGUAAAGUGAAUGCUAAUGAUGCCCGUGUAAAUGUAGCAUGCAUGUAGCCUGUUUGUAGAUGUCCAAAAAGCCAUGACAACCAGAGUGAAGUCUCUUCAAACUCCUUCUCUGGUUACUGCUUCGCCUUUAGUUUGUCCUGGCUGCUCCAGUUAGCGUUAGCUCGUUACCGCUCGACUGUCAAGCCUGCAGCAGCACACAGAGUUACUGUUAGCCGCCUGUUAGCAUGCUAGCCCGCGUCCUGUCAAUGGGAUGGAGCAGCGUGGGAGAUUUGGCGCCACGCAGGAAGUUUUGCACUGCAUAUUGUUCGUAGCUUACCUCUUAAGCUGAUUUUAUCGCUACAUCAUAUGAAGGACGUGUGCACGGAGAUUAUAAGUGUACUACUGUCGUCUUAACGUGCGCUCAGACUAACGUUGUUUUGUUAUGUGUGCUGCUCACAGGCUGCAGGUGCUGGAUAAAGAUGGAUCUUCAGACGAGGUGGGUUUUCCCGACUUACUUACUGCACUUUGGAGCACUAUAGGUUUCACUCCACUUUAUCCAUAAACGUCCACUUUCUUCCCCCUUGCCAUCAGAUUGCUAAAUGCCUAAUGACCGUCCAUGUAACCCCCCACCCUGCUGCACAGUGCCCCUGCUUUUUACUGCUUGUUAUGUGUAAAUAAGAACAUAUAUCCUUUUAUACAUACUUCUAUUUAUUGUUUUUUUGUUAUUCCACUACUACUCUAUCUCUAGAAAGUGCAACAUUGCUCACCAUGCUGCUAUUUUACCCUUAGUUUGUAUUCAAUUCAAUUCAACUUUAUUUAUAUGGCACUUUAUGUACAAAAGGAAAUGCAAUUCAAAGUGCCUCACAAAGGCUAAAAACAACAAAGACAAAAACCCCAACCCUUUCACCCACACAAACACCCAUGGACCCACACACACACCCACCCUCACUCACCCACACAUACACACACAAACAAACACAACCGCACACAGUGUGAGAAUUUAAGAUAUAUUGUUAGAGAGACAUGGCCUGACACCGAGACAUUACAUGAGGAAAGAGCUACCUUUAAGAAACACUGGAGAUAAAAAUAGAGAUAAAUAAUAAAUAAAAGGGGUAAAAGAAGUAAAAACCUGUGACGGGAAAUUAAGAAAAAGGCUUAGCACAGAGAAAAUGAAUAGAAUGACAUAGAAGAAACAUAAAAAAAAAUUGGAAUCUAAAGUAUAAAAAUGACACAGGUCGAAGUACUGAGUUGAGCUAAACCAAAGUAUGAAAUAAAAAACCCAAUCGUGUUUGACUUGUAGUCUUGAAAUGCAAAAUUGAAAGCAUGAAAUAAAACACCAAAUAUUUUUCCCCACAUUCUUGACUAUUUAUCAGAUCGUUCUUACUCUUUAAUUUGAUUUUCGUGGUUUAUUAAGGACAGUUUAAAUAAUGAUGCUGAAGUUUACAAUAUUAUAGUGGAGGAAAUCUGCAGACCUCAUACUGGUGGGCCAAUAAUAAUACAAAUAUGAUGUGAUUUUGUGGGUCAGAUAUAAUUGUUCCAUGGGCCAGAUUUGGCCCCCGGGCCUUGAGUUUGGGAAGCCAAGCAAUGACAUUUCGUUGCAGAGAGAAAUCAUUGCUGCGUUUUAUUCUGUGCCAUGAAUCAGAAUCAGAAUGUCCUUUUAUUGUCAUCAUACUAAAAGUACAACGAGAUUGGAGAGCUUCUCCUUUUCCAGUGCAAUAGACAAGUAAAAAUAAGGAAGUAAAAGUACAAAUAGUUGCAAGAAAGAAGGUACUAUAUAUACAAGAACAGUAAGAUAAAACGUAUGUAUAAGAAUAAAAUAAAAAGAUAAAUGCUAAAAAGAAAUAUAAAAAAUAAAUGUGUGUGUGUGUGUUUUUGUUUGAAUAUAUAUGUGUAUUUUUUUUUGUAUGUUUAUGGACAUAUAAAUACAUACAACAACAAAUAAAGAAAGUCUAAGUUUGAGGCCUCGAUGACUGUUACAGAGGGUUCAGGUUUACAAUACGCGGCCACCAUUCUGAUCAACAAUAUUAUUGUUUUCUCAAAAAAAAAAAAAGGGGGGGGUACCUUCCAGGUCAACUCGUGAUAUGUUGAUAUGUUUGAAGAUAAAAAGUCCAAGGUUUUCCCCAUGGAUACACAACAUACUGUUUGUCCUAUAACAAAGUGACGUUAAAGCCAUGAACUGAAGUUUCUAAACAGGAUUUAUUUACUUGUCUCACUUUUUGCUUUCACUUUAAACUUUGUUUUUUUCUUUGCCUUUUCAGGAUCAUGUGAAAGAAAAGCUGAAGUUGGUUCAGGACUUCCUCCAUGUUGAUGCUCAGGACCAGCUGACCAGCCUUGAAGAAAAAAUGAAAAAUUCAGAGAUCUCAAUGGUUGGUUACUUAACAAGAUACCAGAAUAUUUUGGCGCUUAAAGGGAUAUUCCGGCAUGAAAUUAAGUUAGGGUCAAACACGUGACUAAAGUCAGUAUAACUAGAGAAGCAAGUGGUCAGCAACAUUCAUCUCUUGAGGGGCGUGUCUAACUUGGUUCUGUUUGCCUGUUGCUCUCCUCAGGAGGUCUACAUCUCUAAAGUAAAAGCCCUGCUGGGAAAGGAGCUUACACUUGAAAAUGGUUCACAUGCUGAUAGUGUGGAGCAGAAUGGGAAAACGAAUGGAUUUACAAACGGCUCCCACAAAGACAACGGCGAAGAGGUGACAAUGGAGGUUCAGGAAGAAGAUGAGACUUUAAAAUCCCCAACUGCUUCCAAAGGGAAGGGUGGGCGCAAAAGCAAGGCCAACUCUGACACACCAAGUAAGUUAGAGACCUCUUGUUAAUAUUCAUCAUGAGUUUCAAGAUCAAAUGAAGUAAUUCAAGUGUUUUUUAAAAGAAUGAUUUAGGGAAAAAGUAACCUUAUUUUUUCCUCUAGACAGUACCAGGGUUACAAGAAACAGUGGGAAACAACCCACCAUCAUGUCAAUGUUCUCCAAAGUGUGAGUAUCUGUGCAUCAGUUGCCCUGUAAGCAUGUUAAAUCAACAAAAACGUACAGCUUACCUAUUGUACAUUUCUCCAAUGCUGAAUAUGAACUCUGUCUUGCAGACAAAAGCGCAAGUCUGAAGAUUUAAAUGGAGAGCCGACUAACGGACAAACCGAGGUGAAGAAAGAAGAAAAUGACGCUCCUGAGGUGAACCUUUCUCAUCAUCCAGUGAUAUUUUUAUUGAUUUAUUUUCUCAAGCAGGAUUAAUAACACUGUGUAUACGUUUAACGCUUUGUAGACUCGGGAGGAAAAACGUCUCAAAGUGGACCCUGAUGAAAAGUAAGUAUCUACCUUCUAAAUACAAAAUGAUGAUGAUCCAGCUCACACUUGUAAACAUACUCCUAUUUGUUUUUUUUCCUGCAGUGCUGCUCUACAAGAAACAAAGAGCGAGAUUAUGAAGCCAGUCUCAGCUGCAAAGGUAAGGAGUGAGGUCUUGUAGUUCAGUGUUAUGAAGACAGAACAGUGCAUCUCUUCUUAUGUCCUCUCUGCAUACAGCAGCGUCUCCAUUAGGGCUUUGUGCAACUUUUUAACGCGCAAAGAUGGAGUAUCAUUUGAAUAUGGGAUGAGCGAUUACAGUGAUUAAUAAGUACAUUGUGACAGGAAUAAUAUUUCUUUGUUGUUGUUUGCUUUUAGACCCCACCCCCUAAAUGUCAAGACUGCAGACAAUACUUGGAUGAUUCAGAUCUCAAGUUUUUUCAAGGGGAUCCUGAUAAUGCGGUAAGAAGUUUGUCACCAUUAUAGUUUUUUUUUUUUUUAAGGAUAUAAUCGUCAUAUUCGGGCAGAUAUUUUUAAACAUCAUCCAUUGUAUUCAUUAAAACCUCUACUACUCCUAUUUUCAUUUUCAGCUGGAUGAGCCUGAAAUGUUGACAGACGAGCGCCUCUCUCUGUUUGAUUCUAAUGAAGAUGGAUUUGAGAGCUAUGAGGAUUUGCCACAGCACAAGAUUACAAACUUCAGGUCAGUGAUUUCCCGUUUGUUGUUUUAAAUGAAACUCUGCUUUUGUGUUAAAUAACAGGAAGACCGAGAGGGUCACAAGCUUUUAUUUACACCAACUGAGGUAAAGUCGACUAAAGUGCGAGUGUCUUUCAGUGUGUACGACAAGCGCGGCCACCUUUGCCCAUUUGACUCUGGACUGAUCGAGAAGAAUGUGGAGCUCUACUUCAGCUGUGUGGUCAAACCAAUCUAUGAUGACAACCCCUGCUUGGAUGGUAAAUCCAAACAAAAGUAACCAGAUUUGACCUUUUUGAGCUACUAAACUUUGGUGUUAACUUUUGCUUUUGUAAAACUCUUAAGGUGGUGUUCCUGCUAAGAAGCUCGGACCUAUCAAUGCCUGGUGGAUCACUGGCUUUGACGGAGGAGAGAAAGCUUUGAUUGGUUUCACCACAGGUAGUUGCUGUUCCACACUUUGUUCUUAUAUCAACCUCUGCACUACGCGAUAAACUGAGUUUGAAUAUCUCUCUCUUUUUCUCUCUUUUUUCAGCUUUUGCCGACUACAUCUUGAUGCACCCGAGCGAUGAGUAUGCACCCAUUUUCGCUCUGAUGCAGGAGAAGAUCUAUAUGAGCAAGAUCGUGGUGGAGUUUCUCCAGAAAAACCGUGAUGCUACUUAUGAAGACCUUCUCAAUAAGAUCGAGGUGAGUGAGGACCAAUUUUCGGUCUUCCUUCCCAUAACUGGUUGCUUCCCUUUUUUUUAUUCUUUUCAAAUUAAAGUCUUGAAUUUCCAAAAGGGUUUAACUGUGUAGGGUUUGUGUCUGAUUGCAAAUAUCAUUUGCACUCGAAUUUCACUGAAGGGAUCCAAAGCACAUGACAGAAGUGAAACGUGCUGAUAUAAGCCAUUUUUUAUGUCAAUUCCAGUAAUACUAAUUAAACUGACACAUGAGGGCGCCAUGAAACUGCAAAAACCAUGACACAUGCAUAAAUUGAAAAAUUUUUUGCAAGUAAAAAGGUCUGAAAAUAUAUGAGUGUAGAUCUGAGGGUAAAGACCAACAUGAUUUCUGAAACCAGGAGCAUAAACCCCCUUUUAAAAACUACAGUUUAACCGUUCUUAUCAACUCCCAUCUUUUUUUUCCCUCUCUUUUAGACCACUGUGCCUCCAGCAGGGCUCAACUUCAACUGCUUCACUGAAGACACUCUGCUGCGCCAUGCCCAGUUCGUGGUGGAGCAGGUGGAGAGCUACGACGAGGCUGGAGACUCGGACGAGCAGCCCAUCAUUGUUACGCCCUGCAUGAGAGACCUGAUCAAGCUCGCAGGAGUCACCCUUGGAAAAAGGUAAAGCUUAAAAAAGAAAAAAAAAAAAGAUCAUGACUCUGAAUUUUUGUUCUUUCUUACCAUGAAUUGAUAUCAGAUGUCUCAUUUACUUAACUUUGUCUCCUUGGCCUUUUUAAGAGGAUAGUUCCAGGUUUGCAUCCAUAUAGACAUCUCACCUGCUCCCUUGUUUCAACGGUUGGAAUGAUUCCCAGAGUCUUGGCCUUUUUAUAACUCCAUUCAUAUAACAUUUUUAAAGCACUGUCUCUGAGUACUUGAGGUCACAGUGAAAACAAACAUGAGCAGUGUACAUUUUACUUAAAAUAUCCCAAAAUACUCGAGGAAUUUGAGGCGUUUGACCCGUUUUUUUUUCCUUUGGAUUCCUUUUUGUCUGCUCUUGCUCCUUGUUCUCCCUGAUGUCUAACAUUCCUUUGACAUUUCCUAAUGCAGCAUGCUGCUGUACUGGUAGGUAGGCCUUGUGGUGGUGAAUGCGUCAUUAGCUUGUAUGGUGGUGUGUUUUAGUGUGGAGCAUUUAGAAAUUUAUAUGGACAGAAAGAGCAUUAUACCAAAGUUCAUGCUGGAAGUGUGUCAGUACUUUCAUUCAUUUUUUUAAAUUUUGUCUUUUUUUGGGAGGGUUUUAUGAUUUUAUUGUAGUUUUCUGGCAUAUUUGAAUUCUUGCCACAUAACAUAAUAAAACAACAAUUGAGUAAAUAAAAAUGUGAUUGGAGAGGACAUUGCACAAAAGUUAAUUCUAUUGAUUAUACGAUUUAAUGUAAGCAAAGCAAAGUUCACAAAAAUGGUAUUUUGUUCAUCUUCAAAUAUGCAAAAGUUGCUUUUUUUGUUUGUUUGUUUCACAUUCCAAUCAUGCAAACUCUGUUCUCAACCUGCAACAUUUCUAAAUAACACAAACCGAGCAAAUCAGUUGUUAUUUUUGGGCUCAAGUGCAUCCAAACAGUAAUCAGUGGAAAAGGAGGGUUGUUUCCCACUUGCAUGCCUACCUCCACUGUUCUGAUCAGUGAUGUGAACCAUCAGGUAAAAACCAAAAUAUGUAGUUAAAACUCGGCUACAAAUUCAGACAAUGAGAUGUAAAGAUGUACCGUAAUGUUAAGUUCUAACUAUGAGCCGACCAGAGGGUUUGGCAGGGACUUGAUUGGCUUCUUACAUCAGACAGGAACUCUGCAUUGUACAUCUUAACUGUCUGUUUGGUUUUGUUUGCUUGUUUCUUUUGUUGCAUGGCCAGACACUGUGGUGUAUUGAAGGCCGGGGGGGCUUCAUAGUGCCAUCGCUCCAUGUAUCAUCAAGUGCUAGUGCCAAAGCUGAGCAGGCCUCCCCUCUAAACGCAAACUGUUUUCUGCCGACAGGAGAGCUGCCAGAAGACAGGCCAUCCGCCACCCCACGAAAAUCGAGAAAGACAGCAAAGGGCCGACUAAAGCCACGACGACCAAGCUGGUGUACCAGAUCUUUGAUACCUUCUUCUCUGAUCAGAUUGAGCAGAACGGUAAAGAGGGCGGUGGAGCCAAAAGACAGCGCUGUGGUGUCUGUGAGGUGAGCGGUUUUCGCACCAUUAACAUUUAAUCCAACCUCAUCUGAAGUGCAAGAAGCUGAAACCAACACGUUUGAUUCUGUUCCAAGGUUUGCCAAUCUCCUGAUUGUGGCAAGUGCACAGCCUGUAAGGACAUGAUUAAAUUUGGAGGAAGUGGAAAAAGCAAGCAGGCUUGUAAGCAGAGACGGUGAGCAACGUUUCCUGAGUGGCUUUUCGAUUUCUUUCACCUGCAGCCCUUUUGCAAAUCAUACACACAUAUCUCUUCAUACAAUUAAUGAAGAGAAAUAUUUUCAACCCACAAUCCUCUGUUUAGAUGCCCAAACCUUGCGGUCAAAGAGGCUGAAGAUGAUGAGAUUGUCGAGGAGGAAGAUGUCCCUGCAGAGAAGGCCAAAAAGAUUGCUCAUGCUAAGAGGAAGAAGCAGAGCCAGUGCAAACUGACAUGGAUCGGGGAUCCUAUCCAGGUAUGUGUCUUUAUCUAGGGUUGUUGCUGUAAAGACCUCCUGAAAGCCAGGAACGAUGUGUUUUAUAUAAAACCUCUUUUUGUUCCAGACUGAAGGGAAGAAGCAGUACUACCAGAAGGUCUGUGUGAAUGAUGAAGAGCUGGAGGUGGGCGACUGCGUCUCCGUCUCAUCAGAGGAUCCAAGCAUCCCUCUGUAUCUAGCGAGGUACGACACUUUUAGAUUCUUUUUAACCGCAUCUUGUCUUCGUGGCAUCUCUAAAUCUAUAAUGAACUCCGUCUCAGGAUCACGUCUCUGUGGGAAGACAACAAUGGAAAGAUGUUCCACGCCCACUGGUUCCUGCGAGGGAUUCACACAGUGUUGGGGGAGUGUUCUGAUCCGCUGGAGCUUGUCAUUGUUGAUGAAUGUGAAGACAUGCUACUCAACUACGUACAAGGGAAAGUGAAUGUCACCUACAAGGCUCCCUCCAACAACUGGUUCAUGGAGGUACGCUCACUUGGCAGCAUAUGAAAUGUGUUUUUUUUUCCCUCAUACAUUUUUCCUGAUCCCUUUUUUUUUCGUGUAUCUUAGGGGGGCAUAGAUGUAGACCUCAGAGUCAUCGAGGAUGAUGGAAAGAGUUUCUUCUAUCAGUUCUGGUAUGACACCGACUUUGCCCGAUUUGUGACUCCGCCCAAGACCACUCAAGUAGACGACUGCAAGUUCAAGUAAGAGCCAUCAACGUGUUUAUAAUUUACCCAUGAUUUAUCCUUUCUCUGUCUUGGAACACGUGAUGAGUGCGCUCCUGUCUGCUUUUAGGUUCUGUGGCAGCUGUGUUCGAACUAAAGGCAGAGAAAACAAUGAGACACCUUGUGUUUCUGAACCCCUGGAGGACAGCAACGUCGACUCCAAGGCCCUGUAUGCUUCGGCCUGCUUUAAGGGGGAGCAGUUCAAGGUUGGAGACAGUGUCUACCUGCCUCCAGAAACUUUUAAUUUUAGGUAACUCACUUUGUUUGUGCUUCACUCUGACAUGUACGAUUAGGAGAAUGUAUCUAAACUUCUGCACUUUUGUUUCGGGUGACUAGCGUAAAGCCAGCGAGUCCGGUGAAGCGCUCUCACAGAAAAGACGAUGUGGAUGAGGACUUGUAUCCAGAGUACUACAGGAAGUCUUCAGACUAUAUCAAAGGGUCAAACUUGGACGCUCCGGAGCCAUUCCGCAUCGGGCGCAUCAAGGAGAUCUUCUGCCACAGGCGGAGCAACGGGAAACCAGACUCGGCAGAGGUCAAACUGCGGGUCUACAAGUUAUACAGGUAACAAAUGUCAUUUUUGAACAUGACUGCCUCUCAGGGUUUGUCUAAAAAAGAAAAAAACAUUUCAAUUUUUUUCCUUUUGUUUGCCAGGCCGGAGAACACACACAAAGGCGUCAAAGCCAGUUACCACACAGACAUCAACCAGUUAUACUGGAGCGAUGAAGAAGUGACCGUCAGCAUGUCUGACGUCCUCGGCCGCUGUCAGGUGGAAUACGGUGAAGACCUGAACGAAUCAGUCCAGGACUAUUCCAGUAAUGGACCCGAUCGCUUCUACUUUCUUGAGGUGAGGGUUGUUGAUACUCUAUACAAGGGCAGUAAUUAUAGAUGAUCUGUAAAACCCUUUUUAUUGCAUCAGUUCAGAGCUGCCAGCAUGUUGGUAUUGUGUAAAGCAGUGGUUCUCAACUGGUCUCACUCUGGGACCCACAUUUUCCCACGAUCCUUAAGUCGUGACCCACUUUUAUAGAAUUCAGACCAAGCAAAUUUAUUUGUUAUUAAAAAAAAAAAAAAAAACUUUAAAAACUUUAAUCUUUAACAUAAAUCUGCUUGUUUUAUUGAGUAAAGUGCAUUUCAGAGCACAUGAAGGGGACAACAUGAGGACGACAACUACUGAAGUUGCUUAUACAGAAAAUGUCAAAUAAAUAUCGCAUUAAAUAUUUAUAACUGGACCCACCAGUUGAGAACCACUGGUGUAAAGCAUCUUCCCCCUUUUUUUUGAAAUGUUAUCCCUGCUGCCUUAUAUUAAAUGUUUGUCCUCUCUGUACUACACUUCACACAUUUCUUUUUUAGGCCUACAAUGCAAAAACCAAGAGUUUUGAGGACCCUCCGAAUCAUGCUCGCUCUGCUACUAAUAAGGGCAAAGGCAAGGGAAAAGGGAAAGGUAAAUAUAUAGUGUUUUAAUACUUAAAGUAUGUUUUUAAGGCUCACUGGACUCCUUAUCCAAUUAUCAUAUUAUUCUCUAAAAGGUAAAGGCAAAGGAAAAGCAUCAGCUGCACAGGAACCACAGGACUCCCAGAGUGAACCACAGGCUCCCAAAGUGCCCAAAUAUCGCACACUGGAUGUGUUCUCUGGCUGCGGUGGACUUUCUGAAGGCUUCCACCAGGCUGGUAAAUGCUCGUUCCAUGUCAUCUGACCUCCAACUUUCAUUGAUUGACAGCAUUUUGUGAUGAUGACCUGUCUGCUGAUCGCCUUCAGGUAUCUCUGAGACUCUGUGGGCCAUCGAGAUGUGGGAGCCCGCAGCACAGGCCUUCAGGCUCAACAACCCAGGCACCACAGUGUUCACCGAGGACUGCAACGUCCUGCUGAAGCUGGUCAUGUCCGGAGAGAAGACAAACUCUCUGGGUCAGAAGCUGCCUCAGAAGGGGGACGUGGAGAUGCUGUGUGGAGGACCUCCCUGCCAAGGCUUCAGUGGGAUGAACCGCUUCAACUCUCGCACUUACUCAGCAUUCAAGAACUCACUGGUGGUCUCUUAUCUCAGGUCAGUGUAGAUGCGAGCAGAUUCUCGCCGCUGUGAGUGAAGUUUUCUACAGUGGAGACUAUUCAGUGCACACUUACAUAGUUCUCUUCUCUUGCAGUUACUGCGAUUACUACAGACCCAAGUUCUUCCUCCUGGAGAACGUGAGGAACUUUGUUUCAUUCAAAAGCUCCAUGGUCCUGAAGUUGACUCUUCGCUGUCUGGUGCGCAUGGGCUACCAGUGUACUUUUGGUGUCCUUCAGGUGAGUCUGGGUGAACUGGUUGGUACUUAAAGGUGGACAGAAUUUAGAUGUAUCCAAAUAACAUUUAGAGUCUUACUCAGAUUGACUGUAGUCACCUCUAACUUACUUUUUUUUUCCCUCUUUCUUUUCCUGUCCUCAUCAGGCCGGUCAGUACGGAGUUGCUCAGACCAGGCGCAGGGCCAUCAUCCUUGCUGCUGCACCCGGAGAGGAGCUACCUCGCUACCCUGAGCCUCUGCACGUGUUCGCUCCCAGAGCCUGUUCUCUGAGCGUCGUGGUGGACGAAAAGAAAUACGUCAGCAACGUCACACGGUAGUGCAAAUAUUCUGUGAAUUUUAUAGAUACUGUUUAUUGGCCGUGUGAUUGCAGACUAGACAGUCUUUUGUCUUCAACAGAGGUAACGGAGGAAUCUACAGGACCAUCACUGUCAGGGACACCAUGUCUGACCUGCCUGAAAUCCGCAACGGCGCUGCUGCAUUAGAGAUCUCCUACAACGGGGAGCCUCAGUCCUGGUUCCAGCGGCAGAUCAGAGGCACACAGUAUCAACCAAUCCUCAGAGAUCAUAUCUGCAAGGUGAGCGGUGCUUGAUAGAAACAUGUAGAUGUACACGAUCACUUCUUUCCUAGUUGAGGAUAAAGACGUCAUUUCUCUCUCUCUUCAGGACAUGAGUGCUCUGGUUGAAGGCCGUAUGCGUCACAUCCCCUUGGCUCCGGGCUCUGACUGGAGGGACCUGCCCAACAUGGAAGUCCGGCUGAGAGACGGCACCAUGACCAAGAAACUCCGAUACACCCAUCCUGACAAAAAGAAUGGACGCAGCAGUACGGGUGCACUCAGAGGUGUUUGCACUUGUGCAGGAGGUACGCAGGUUGAUUUUUCUAUUUUAGUGCCAAAAAUAAGAGAUUCAACGUCGAGCAUUAACACAUCUCUGAUUUUGUUUGCCGCGUCAGGGAAGCCAUGCGACCCCGCAGACAGGCAGUUCAACACCCUGAUCCCUUGGUGUUUGCCCCACACCGGGAACCGCCACAACCACUGGGCUGGACUCUACGGCAGAUUGGAAUGGGACGGUUUCUUCAGCACAACCGUCACCAAUCCUGAACCCAUGGGCAAGCAGGUACGCCAGCUUUUCAUGGAGUCUGUUUCGAUCAUUCAUUGAAAGUUUUUAUCUCUGCAAGUUUUAAGACGUAAUCCAUAAUCCACUGAUUUGCAGUUUAACCCAGACUUUUAAGAUUUCAUAAUUUGAUCGCCAUGAACUUGAUAAUUUCAAGGAUUGUAAUGCAUCUCCUGCAUCUGGAUCUAAUAUUUUUUUCUCCUUCAGGGCCGUGUUCUGCAUCCCGAGCAGCACAGAGUGGUCAGUGUGAGGGAGUGCGCACGCUCUCAGGGAUUCCCUGACACAUAUCGCUUCUUCGGAAACAUCCUGGACAAACACAGACAGGUAAACCUUUGGUCUUAUGACCGGACUGUGCUUUAGUUUUGAAACAUACUACACUUCUAUAUACUACAGAUCUGUAUUAAUGAUCAAUUGAUCAGUAACCCAAAGAGGCAUAAGCUCUGGCUGUGCUUUUGGAUUUACAGUAAAUCUAAACCUUAUCUCUCUGAGGGCUGCUUCAGAAAAUUUAAAAUCCUCUCGAUUUUAACAAAGUUCUCCUGACAACUUGAACGUUUUAAAACUUUGAGUCAAAGUUUUAAAUGACUCCUUCUGUUUCUUUCAGGUUGGAAACGCUGUGCCCCCUCCUCUCUCCAGAGCCAUUGGCCUGGAGAUCAAAAAAUGUGCCAUGAGCAGAGUGAAGAAAGAGCAAGCACAAGGUGACUUUUUCUGUAGUUACUUAAAUUUCAACCCUGAAUAUGCAUGAACUGUUUUUACAAAUGUGCUGUUUUUUAUUUUUAUUUUGUAGAAAACAUCAAACAAGAGAAGAUGGAGGUCUCUGAUUAAGUUCCCUCUCCAGCAAGAAUCAGUUCCACAAAGCUGUGUAGGGCCGUCAUUUCUAUUCCAUAAGCUGGCUUUCAACUGUGUCACUAAAGUGGUCACCAUGGAUAUUCUGUGCCGUGCCAUUCCAUUCAUUGUUUAUUUAAAAUCUGUUUUAAAUGUGCUUUUCAUCAUGAUGUUGGGAAAUGAUUGCCCCGUGUGGGACAAAUUGUAUGUAGUUUUUAAUGUUUCAAAUAAAGCUCUUAUCAAUUA